CAUUGUCAAAAUCAAAAUGUGGGAGAGAGGGAGGUCCCAAAACAAAACAAAACAAGAUGUGAAUUGAACAAGAGUACCUAAUAUAAUUUGUUUAAUAAUGAGGCGAAACAGAAGUCCGUGUGAAGAGAAAUCUUCCAAAUGCAGACGAUCCCGAUCUUACGACAGAAGCACAAAAUAUAGAAAAACAAAUCCAAAGUCGUCAACAUCUAACACAAAUCAUGAAGCUGAUUUUAGUUUUACUAACUACAAAAGGGAUUUAAACAAAAUAAUACAGUACAGCAGUGAGAGUAACACAGUGGCAAAUAAUCUGGAUGAUUUUUGGGUGUUUUUGAAAAAGUAUGAGGCUACAUUGAAGAAAGCUGGUAAGCCAUUGUUAGAGAAACCAAACAAUGUUACCGAUUUGAACGACUUGGGAGUUCCUGAGAAAUAUUCUAAAUAUCACUGUAUCAACUUUACUACAAAAUUGAAAUAUGUUGAUAUUGCAUCUGAUGAUAGGGACCGACGGAAACUGGAUAAAGAAUUGUUUGAUGUAUUUUUGAAUAUUGUUUCUAUUUAUGUUGAUUUCAAAAAUAAGGAAAAGUUUGAAAAGCUUAAGAAAUUAAGAGAGUGUCAGAAACAGCUUCCAGUUGCCAGUUUUAGAAAUGAAAUAGUGAGCGCAGUUCAAAAUGAGCGAGUGGUCAUCGUGGCAGGUGACACCGGCUGCGGUAAAUCUACACAAGUACCACAAUAUCUUAAUGAGGCUGGAUUUCAGAAUAUUGCUUGCACCCAGCCCAGGCGCAUAGCUUGCGUGUCUCUGUCCAAACGGGUCGCGUAUGAGAUGCUAGCCCAGUUUGAUACGAAGGUCGGAUAUCAGAUCAGAUUCGAGAAGAGCAGGACGGCUGACACUAACAUAUGUUUCAUCACCGAAGGCCUCUUGUUGAGACAGAUGUCCUCUGACAAUCUGCCAAACUAUGACGUCAUAAUCCUGGACGAGAUCCACGAGCGCCACCUCAUGGGCGACUUCCUGCUCGGCGUGCUGAAGUGUCUCGUACACAACCGGCGGGACAUCAAGCUGGUGCUGAUGUCAGCCACCAUCAACAUCCAGCUGUUCCAGGAUUACUUCGCAGCGGAGACGGCUGUUAUUAUACAGGUGCCAGGACGUCUCCACCCGAUAGAUCUCCAGUACAAGCCAAUAUUCAUUGAAGAUAAGCCCACUAGAGAAGACAGAUUGGACCCUCAGCCUUAUGUGCAGAUAAUGCAACUAAUCGAUGGCAAAUAUCCCAAUGACGAAAGAGGUGAUAUGUUAAUCUUCAUGUCGGGCGUUCAAGAGAUAACGGCUAUAUGCGACGCCGCUCAGCAAUACGCGGAGAAGAAUAAGAAUUGGAUUGUUCUGCCUCUGCACAGUGGGCUGUCUUUGGCCGAACAGGAUAAAGUAUUCGACUAUCCGCCAGAGGGCGUGAGAAAGUGCAUAGUUUCGACCAACAUAGCGGAGACUUCGGUGACCAUCGACGGAAUUCGUUUUGUCGUUGACUCUGGAAAGGUCAAAGAAAUGAGUUACGAUUCUACAACGAAAAUGCAAAGGCUGAAGGAGUUUUGGAUUUCACAAGCCAGCGCCGAUCAAAGGAAAGGCAGAGCGGGGCGGACAGGUCCAGGCGUCUGUUACCGCAUAUACUCCGAGAAGCAAUACUCAGAAAUGGAUCCGUUCAGCACUCCUGAAGUUUCGAGAGUGCCUUUAGCCUCUCUACUCCUGUUAAUGAGUUCGCUAGGAGUGUCAGAUGUCAGAAGAUUCCCGUUCAUAGACGCUCCACCUGAAGAGGCUAUCGAGAAUGCUUUGUUGGAGCUAAAACAGCAUGGCGCUCUAACCUCAAACGAGAGACUAACUUCCCUCGGGAAGGCCCUGUCCAGCCUUCCAGUGGACGUGUGCCUGGCCAAGGCGCUGGUGGUGGGCGCGGGCACCCUCCCCCCGCACAAGCGGGACUCCGCCCUGGCGCUGGCGGCGGCGCUGGGGAUACGGUCUAUAUAUACCACGAGGGCGCACAGGGAUUUCGAGUGCGAGAACGCCCGUAAACCAGAGGAAUCCGACCACGGCGACCCUCUCACUCUCCUUUCUUUAUACUGCGCGUGGCUUUCUGUGAAGGCGGAAGGUAAAGGCGGGCGGGCGUGGUGCCGCCGCCGCGGCAUUGAGGAGCAGCGUUUGUACGAGCUGACCAAGUUGGCGGCGCAGCUCAGGGGAUUGUUGCAAGACAACAAUCUGAUGGAAACCGUGGAGCCUGAAGCGAUGUCCUCGGCCGAGAGGUCUUUGAGGCACGGACAAAUGAAACAGCUCAAAGAUAUGAGAAGGCAGUACAAACUGAAGGCAGCCGAGGACUCCAAACGUAAGAAGCGGCUGAAAGUAGACUCGUGGGAGAUAGCCGAGGAGGGGGGGGACGGGGGGGACGCCCUGGACAUCCGGGACAUCGAGUUCCGGCUGUGUCACGACGCGGGCAGAGUGCGGGCGCUCAUAGCCGGCGCCAGCGCAGCGGCCGGGAGGGACCUUAUUACCUUGAAGGUGGUGUUAUGCCGAGCUUUGUACCCUCAAAUAGCCGUUGCGGACGAGUUCAACCAUUGUAAGUCUAUAUCUGAACAACUGUUCCACACGUGGAGCAAGCCGUUCGUGUUCCUCCACCCCACGUCGAUGUUCGGGAGACAGCCGCGGCUGCUGCAGCUGACUGACGCGGACAUACAGACAGACACACACGGGUACAAGGCGAGGGUGCCUGUGUCGGCGAAACAUCAGAUACUUUGUUAUUUAUCGCUAUUGGAGACGACAAAGCCGUACAUAGUGAAUUCUAUGCGCAUGCCCGCUGCGCAGACAUUGUUGCUGUUGGCGCAUUGUAUCGACACUAAUGUAGGGUUUACUAGAAUUGUGUGUGAUUCAUGGCUGUUAUUGGAGUUCCCUUAUCCUGAUAGCGGAUUGAAUUUGUUGUUAAAAGCGACGAAAUUAAGACAACGAUGGGAUGCACUUAUCAAUCGGAGACUUGCAGAUGCAAACCCAAACAAAUCCGUGGAAGGUGAAUUACAAAAGCAGAAGAAGUUACCUUACGAUGAAUUGCAACAUGAACUUUCGUGUGACAUAAGUUCUUAUAUGAAUAGUGAAGUUUACUAUACCAUCAAAAGAUUGUUACCGGGAGACCUUAAAGUUUUAUACCACGGUCCUGACGAAGCCCACGGCAUUAUAGACCCUAAUCCGUUUGAAGAAGGUUUCGAAUGCCGCCCCCACGAGAAGAAAGGGGGGGUUUAUGUCACUGAUAAUGUUGUUUUCAAUUGCGUAGUAGACUCAGAUUGGAGUUACAACAGCUAUCAAGAGAACUACAGCCUCAUUUGGACAUGUCCAGAAUGCGAUAUCGCCCUCUGCCUAUCCCCAUUGGAACGAGUGCAACACAAACAGUUCACGUGCUCAUCAAGAAGAGAAGAGAAGAGAAUAGUCACUAAAACUACUACAAGGGAAAAUAGACCCAAUGCCAAGGAGUAUAAGUGUGAGAAUUGCAAUGAGAAUUUGUAUAUGACACCGGUUGAAAUAUUGAAACAUAAAAAGUGUUGUAAUAUUAAAGAAUUACAAUGAAAUAAUUA
Messenger RNA from Amyelois transitella, 3588 nucleotides. Its product is annotated as probable ATP-dependent RNA helicase DHX34. The transcript is spliced from 21 exons. Gene Ontology annotation, cellular component: intracellular anatomical structure. Gene Ontology annotation, biological process: nuclear-transcribed mRNA catabolic process, nonsense-mediated decay. NCBI's taxonomy places the organism in Eukaryota, Metazoa, Arthropoda, Insecta, Lepidoptera, Pyralidae. Gene Ontology annotation, molecular function: ATP binding; RNA binding. The record is from RefSeq and is a predicted model, not a curated record. The coding region runs from base 98 to 3580 and encodes 1160 amino acids.